GUGAAAUCCUUUGGUUGUACUUUUCUCUGUGCUCAUAAACGAAGCUGCAGUGUCCUGUGUGAUUAUAGGUGAAGAAGAGCCUUUAAAUAACAUCCAUUUAACAUUUAAUUUGUGUUGACCGAUGAUGGCAGAUGACGGUCCAGUUGAGGAUUAUCCCACUGAAAUCGAGGAAAACCUGAAUGAGUUUGAUUCCUCUGUGACUUCAGUUCAAAACAUGGUCCAGAGUCUCAUAUCUGCACCCAGAAGCAACCAUCUGGUUAAAUUGAAUCCUCUUGAUCAAGCUAAAUUGGACCUGAUGUCUGUAUAUGCACUCAACUCAAUGUUCUGGAUGUAUUUGGUGACACAAGGAGUCAAUCCUAAAGACCAUGGGAUCAAACAAGAAUUGGAGAGAAUCAGGACUUGUAUGAACAAAGUAAAGGAGAUCGCAGACAAAAAGAAAGCUGCCCGGCUCAACACAGACGCAGCCUCGCGGUUUGUUCGAAAUGCAUUGUGGGAUGCAGAGGACAAGAAAGGAAAAGACAACAGUGAGCAUUCACACAGAGGAAAACACAAGAGGUUUUAAUUGACUUGAGUUGACUGUUUAACACACACACACGCUGUGCAGUUUGUGUUUUUUGACAAACGUUAUUUUGCUGAUUUGGGGAUUGUUCAGGAGAAACGGCUUUGGAAGCUUUAGAUAUGUGACUUUUUGUGCUGCCAUAUGUUGAGCAGUAAUAUGUUUUCCACAGGUUGACUUAUUUGAAACUAAGGAAGAAACUCAGUCUUUUUAUUGUUUUAUUUUUUCCAUUUGUUUUUCAUAGUCUUGCAUAUGUUUUAUAUCUGGGGUUAUAUAAUCUAGAAUGUGGAUCGUUCAUACAGCUGUCCCAUUAAAACUUUUAAAGCCUC
Messenger RNA from Triplophysa rosa, 885 nucleotides. It is a transcript of the gene c1d, whose product is annotated as C1D nuclear receptor corepressor. NCBI's taxonomy places the organism in Eukaryota, Metazoa, Chordata, Actinopteri, Cypriniformes, Nemacheilidae. The transcript is spliced from 5 exons. Gene Ontology annotation, biological process: maturation of 5.8S rRNA; regulation of gene expression. Gene Ontology annotation, cellular component: exosome (RNase complex); nucleolus. The record is from RefSeq and is a predicted model, not a curated record. Gene Ontology annotation, molecular function: DNA binding; RNA binding. Bases 122 to 562 code for a protein of 146 amino acids.